UAUUUAACCAGCUAUUAAUUCUCAAUUUAAAAACGUUCACUCUAAGGUCAGUCUAGGGUGAUUUCGAACUUAACCAAGCGGAUCACCAAACAAAAGUUUCCCUCUAGCCACGUUGGCGCCGUUUUUGCGUGCCUGUACACUACGUUAUCAUUAGGCAAGCUUGCGAAAGAGGAGCAAAACGUUGUAGAAGAAAAGGUCCUGAGGUUGAAAAUUGGUUGCAGAAUACAGAUGAAGAAAGCCUGUGAGUGAACACUCAGUUAUGUCUUCUGAUAAUGGAGAAGCUACGCUCAAGAAUAUCCCCGACAAAGAUACAGAGUCUCUUGACAGAGCUUAUCUGGGCAGUCUGAAUGUCUAUACCAAUGGCAUUGGAAAACUGAACAGCAUACGUUUAUCUGGAAGUAUGAACGCUUUGGGAGAGAAUGAGUCAGCCCCAUUUUCGGAUACGUCAAGCAAGUUUAUUCUCAAAGAAGAGCCACAGAAAAAGACCGCUUUUAAAAAACGAUAUUUUGUUAUUUUAUUUCUAUUGUUGUUCUUUGUUGUAACGUCAGUUGUAAUGACCAGUUUGUUUAUAUGGAGAAUAGCGUAUCCACAACAACAGAGAAAUGAGAAUACCAUUAGAACAGAUAAAAAAGAAUGCAGAUUUAAGCCCAAACCCUUGGAUUUUAAAGAACUCCCACCUAAAAUUCUCGAAAUGUUAAAGGAACUAGAGGUUCUUAUCAAGGCUGAGAUAGAUCAAGAAAAAGCGACAGCUCUAAGUGUAAACAUUGUUUAUCUGGACAAAAUCUUAUGGGAAGGAGGAUUUGGAGUAAUAAAUAAAAGCGAAAAAGUGCAAAGAACACCGACACCUAAAACAGUUUAUCCAUGUGCAAGCAUUAGCAAAAUACUUUCAUCACUGAUGCUGUUCAAGCUAUAUAGUGAUGGCCAAGUUCCGUCUCUCAAUAUUCCUGUCCGUCACUAUGAGCCUGCCUUUGAUAUUAGGAAUCCUUUUCAUCUGAACAUCACCUUUAAACACCUAGCUUCGCAGAGGUCAGGUUUACAAAGAGAAGCACCAUGUUAUCCCCCUAGUGAAAGAAAUCUGUGUCCGUUUAGCUACUCCACGAUGCUAAACAGAAUAAAGAAGCUCACAGUUCUUAGAGAACCAGGAACGGAGCCUCAAUAUAGUAAUCUCGGCUGGUCAUUAUUGGGACAAAUACUUGCCAAGCGAUUUGGAGAUGGCAAUUUCAAAGACUGGAUGAAAAGAAAAUUGCUAACUCCAUUGGGAAUGAACGAUUCUAGCUUUACAGUAACUGAAGGGCAAAUAGCUGAUAUACCAGUUGGUUACACCAGCAAUACCUCUUUUCAGCAGGUUAUGGACUGGGGCUGGUUAUCUCCUGCAGGUGGUCUGUAUGCCUCUGUACAUGACCUUGCUAAGAUGGAGAUAAAAGUAUUCUCGAACCAAUUUCUAGCUCCGUGGGCAACGGAAGAAUUCUUUAAAGAAGAUUACAUAUUUCCAGAUGGUAUUACCAUGACGGGACUUCCUUGGGAGCUGUGGUUUUUCAGAGGCUGGAAAAUAAGGGAGAGAACUGCCUAUAUAUAUGGAUACAAUUCGUACGCUGGAGUCGYACCUGAGCUUAAGCUGGCUUUUAAUUAUAUGUGCACCAACUGUAACCUACUUCUGGAUCAAACUUUAAAAUCAUAUUUUAGAAAUAUAAUCACAACUUUCGAUGAAGCUUUACACAAUUUUACGAAAAAGGAAUAUAGAUUACCUCCUGACACUCGUCCGUACAUCGGGGUCUAUUAUGCAGACAGCAUACCAGUCAUAAGCCAAAUCGAAGUCCGUAUCCAUGGCAGCGACAAACUUGCUUUAGCAAUAAAURGUCAAUCACAAGACUCUUUUUUCCUUAACUACACACAACCUCAAAUGUUUGGACUAUAUCUGAACCCCUUGACAGACUGUACUCGAUUAUUCACAAUGGGAGUUGAAGAUAGUUUAGUGUCGUUUGAUGAGCCUCGUAGUAAUGGCUUAUCRCCCGGUUUCAAAAUGUACAACGCUCAUCCGAGUGGUGAAACACACUUUACUCGUACGCGCAAAUAAAUGAGAUGUCAAUCAAAUGCUUAGCCGGUUAACUGUACUUAACAUGUGCACUAGUAGUAACAUUGACAUAAAUGAUUACGAAGUUUAGAAAGCCUUCACCACCUUUGCGGUGAAGAGGAAGUCAAGUCUGGGUAUUAUAGCAGCAGCAAUGUAAUCUGAGGUUUUGCGUGUUUAGCCUCACAAGUUCAUUUGAUUCUACGACAUAUUUAUAUAUCUUCAAAGGCGUCGGAGAAUGUUACAAAUGAAUAUGAAAAUUAGGUUAUAGCUUGGGCUUCACACGCUGGUGAACAUUCAAUAUAUAAUAUGUUUGACAGACCUCGCUCGAAUUCGUGACCUUCGCAUAAGUCUUCCUACGUCAUAAAUUCUAUCAGAGUCAUAUCGUAUUAAACACUAUACUUCUAUGACCCACUGCAAAGACCAGUCACAUGGUCAUUAACUUAAACAAUCGAGUACCGAGCCUAAAUAAGGGAAGGUGCCAAGGGGAGGUGCGCUUUCUUAAUGGGAGGAGGGAUUCAUAGUGAAUGUUUUUAAAAUGAAAUCUAUGACCCACUUAUUAAGUCAACAACGGCCCUCUUAAGCCCUCCCCCCUAAAAACGUAACUUCUCCAAGCGAUGGACAAUGUUUGCAGAAAAGACAGAUUGAUUUGACUUGUGUGCCUUGUCAACCAACGAGCAAGUCUUAAUUUUGUCUCUUAUCUUAGCCAGUAUAAAGUAACACGUCCUAUGCCCCUAUCCAUUGUUUAAUCAUAUUCAGUUUUAAAAGUUCUUUGUUAGUCUUGCGCUAAAUCUUAUCAGUACAACAUCCUAAACUGAGGAGCAAUUAUUGGAGUAUUAAAUAAACAGUUACAGAAUUCUUGUA
Molecule: messenger RNA, 2932 nt
Organism: Actinia tenebrosa (Australian red waratah sea anemone)
Lineage: Eukaryota; Metazoa; Cnidaria; Anthozoa; Actiniaria; Actiniidae
Product: beta-lactamase-like protein 1
Source: RefSeq, a predicted model, not a curated record